UGCCGUCACUAGCACCCGAAUACAUACAGGAAAAAAUCGAAACUUUAAAAUCAGCAAAGGGAAAAUAUGGUGUUCUUUUCAAAAGAAAAUUUGUUGAAAUAUCAAUUAGCCGCCGUUGGGAAGGGCCGCGAUAAUGGAUUUCGUUCAAGUUUCGGAGGAGGAGGGUGACGAGCCCAUCGAGCUGCCGGCUGAAGAGGAUGGCACCCUGCUGCUGUCUACUCUUCAGGCUCAGUUCCCUGGAUCCUGUGGUCUCAAGUACCGUAACAUGGACACCAAAGCUGUGCGAGGAGUUCGCUCCAACGAGGGAAGACUCUUCCCGCCCAGCGUGGACUCUGGCUGGGGCGAAUAUAUAUAUUUCUGUGUGUUUCCAAAGGAAAACAAACGCAAGAGCGACGAUAACUUAGAGAACUCAACCGCAAAGACAAAACGCAUCGAAACCCGUUUACGGUGCACCGAUCUUAUCGUCCUAGGACUCCCCUGGAAGACAACCGAGGAAAGUUUGCGAGAAUACUUCGAGAGUUAUGGCGAAGUGCUGAUGGCACAGAUCAAAAAGGACGGGAAGUCUGGCCAGUCCAAGGGCUUUGGAUUCGUGCGCUUUGGCUCUUACGAUGCCCAGAUGCGCGUCCUGUCCAAUCGCCACCUAAUCGACGGGCGUUGGUGCGAGGUCAAGGUGCCCAAUUCCAAGGGAAUGGGCCAUCAGGUGCCAUGCAAAGUGUUCGUUGGUCGCUGCACAGAGGACAUAAAUUCUGAUGACUUGCGGGAGUAUUUCUCCAAAUUCGGCGAAGUUACGGACGUGUUCAUACCCCGUCCAUUCCGAGCCUUCAGUUUUGUCACAUUUCUCGAUCCCGACGUGGCGCAGUCUCUGUGUGGGGAAGAUCACAUAAUUAAAGGCGUUUCGGUUCACGUGUCGAAUGCUGCCCCAAAGGCCGAGCAGAACAGAAACCAGCAGGGUCAGAGCUACAACUACAACUCGGCCAACGGCUUCGGCAUGCCCGCUUACCAUCCGCAGGGCGGCAGCCACAUGAAUCCCGGGCGAAACGGACACCACAGAGGUAAUAACCAACACAAUGCGCAUGGAGGUGGUGACAACUCGAUCGUCGCCAAUAGUCAUGGCAGCCACGUUGGCAGUGCCGGUUACGGCAUGGGAGGCAAUAAUUAUGGUGGAAAUUCGGGGGGUUACCAUAACAAUGGCAGCAAUCACUCUAGUGGCGGGAACGUGAACCGCCAGGACGGUAGCACCACCUAUAAUAGGCAGGCGAAUUUUCACGGAAUGAACCAGCCGCACAACGGCAAUGUGGGCGGCAACGGAGGCUGGAUGAACCGCGGCCAUCUCGACAUGCCCAACCUGCAAGCGCUGGGCAUCAAUUCUCAGGGAUCCAGCUCUUCGAACCAGGGUCAAAACAUGAACAACCCGUCGAUGCUUAAUUUAAACUCAUUGCCGAUCAACCCAGCGCUGGUUGCUGCUGCCCUCAAUCAGUGGAGCCUUGUUGGCAAUCAGCUACAGAAUCAAAACCAGGACCAGCAGGGCGGAAAUUUUUUAUCGUGGAUGGCCCAAAACGGUGGCCACAACGCCAACAACAACAGCAAUUUUGGGGGACGUAAGGGAUCGAAUAAUCCGAAUAACACCGGAGCCGGUGGCAUGAUCAAAGCCGACAACUCGGGUUGCAACGAUCCACAACAGAAUGGCAAUUCCGGCUGGUCGAAUCAGAGCAGCGGCUCGCAAAACUCUGUGGAAAAGUCAAACUUUCUUUAAAGAUGCGAUACCAGUUCGAUUUGGUACCAACUUAUAAAAUGUACGAGUGUGUUUAAGAAUCUAUACUACUUUGAUUUAACCAAAACCCUUCAGUAGCCUACUUAAAUAAUUAUGUACACUCUACAUUUAAACGAAAUGGCUAAUUGUAGGUAUUUAAUAAUAUGUACUUGAAAUCUUUAAUAUGUUGUAAGUUCGAGAAUGGCGGCGGUAACAAUCCAAUACAUUGGUGGAGCCUUCAGUUAAGGAUAAUUAAAACUAUAUGUAUGGUGGUCAAAAAAAUGUUUCAAGUACUCAUUUUAUAAACUAACUAGUAAAAAGUGUACUUUUACUUUUGUUUACCACUGUUCCUGGUUUAGAGAGAAAAAUAAAAUUACGGAAGAGGCGCUCCAAAAACGGGAAGAGCCAUGAAUUGGAUAACAAAAAUUGUACAAUUUAUAGAUCCCUCUGGGAAAUAAAAAAAA
Molecule: messenger RNA, 2214 nt
Organism: Drosophila serrata
Lineage: Eukaryota; Metazoa; Arthropoda; Insecta; Diptera; Drosophilidae
Gene: TBPH
Product: TAR DNA-binding protein-43 homolog
Biological process (GO): regulation of gene expression
Cellular component (GO): chromatin; nucleoplasm
Molecular function (GO): RNA binding
Source: RefSeq, a predicted model, not a curated record